AUGCCUGGCGGAAAGGGAAAGUCCAUCGGUGGAAAGGGUGGCUCCAAGGACUCUGCGGGGAAGAGCCAGAAGUCUCACAGCGCAAAGGCCGGUCUGCAGUUCCCUUGUGGACGUGUUAAGCGUUUCCUGAAGAACAACACACAGAACAAGAUGCGCGUUGGUGCCAAGGCUGCUGUCUAUGUCACUGCCGUCCUCGAAUACUUGACCGCCGAAGUCCUCGAACUUGCCGGAAACGCCGCCAAGGAUCUGAAGGUCAAGCGUAUCACGCCCCGUCACUUGCAGCUCGCGAUCCGUGGAGACGAGGAACUGGAUACUCUCAUCCGUGCUACGAUUGCCUUCGGUGGUGUUCUGCCACGCAUCAACCGCGCACUGCUGCUGAAGGUCGAACAGAAGAAGAAAAGCAAGACUGACGCUUGA
Aspergillus fijiensis CBS 313.89 is the source of this 417-nucleotide messenger RNA. RefSeq names its product histone H2AZ (gene htz1). Gene Ontology annotation, cellular component: nucleosome. Lineage: Eukaryota; Fungi; Ascomycota; Eurotiomycetes; Eurotiales; Aspergillaceae. The record is from RefSeq and is a predicted model, not a curated record. The transcript has 3 exons. Bases 1 to 417 code for a protein of 138 amino acids. Gene Ontology annotation, molecular function: structural constituent of chromatin; DNA binding; protein heterodimerization activity.